This is a messenger RNA of Verticillium alfalfae VaMs.102, 1806 nucleotides long. RefSeq names its product DDT domain-containing protein. The transcript is spliced from 3 exons. The record is from RefSeq and is a predicted model, not a curated record. NCBI's taxonomy places the organism in Eukaryota, Fungi, Ascomycota, Sordariomycetes, Glomerellales, Plectosphaerellaceae. The coding region runs from base 184 to 1806 and encodes 540 amino acids.
CGGUCGGACCCCUGCUGGAAACGUGGGACACGCUCAACGUGUACUGUGAGAUCUUCAAGCUCGACUCCUUCACCUUUGAUGAUUUCGUCGAAGCCAUGUGCGUCGCAUCCGAAGAGACGACCGUUCAACUAUUUGAAGAGAUCCACUGCUCCGUCCUCAAGAUGCUUGUGUCUUCCGAGGCCGAUGGUGGCAAAGGUCAACGUGCCGCUGCCUGAGGUGGAGGAUGAAGACGACGAAGACGAGGAAGACGAGGAAGAAGAGGCAAGGUCGCCCACCCCCGAAGCGGAGAGGCCGCCGGCACGCGCCACCCGGAGCAGCUUGGCCAAGGCCGAGGCCGAACGACUGGCUGCCGAGCUCAAGGCUGCCGAGGCUGAGGCAGCAGAACCAGAGGUCAAACACCGCGCCGAAGACCUCUUGGAGGAGUACGAGUGGAUCGAGCACCUGCGAAAGCGCGACUUCAAAGACGGCGGCUGGGAGAUGAUCAUGGUCGGCCUUUUGCACCAACUGUCCAAGGAACCGCGGUUGGAGAAGUCGUGUGAGGAGUUGCUUGAGCAGCUUGUCCCCCGAUCCGUGGACCCGACACAAGAAACGGUCCUUCAAGCCUAUGCGACCCUCGACGUCAAUUACCGGGUUCAGGCCCUGCAGAUCAUCUGCAUGCUCACGAUGCGCACAAAGGCCAUUCGCGCGUACAUGGAGGACUGCAGCGAGACGAUGACGGGUUACCGGAAGGAGAAAAUUGAAUGGCAGAGGCAGAGGAAACAAGCCGUCGAGGAGCUGAAGGUGCUGAACGACCAACGAAAGGCUCUUCUGCCCGAGGAGACGCCGCAGGACCCUGCCAAGGCGGAGGAGGAUGCAAAAGCUGCUACGACUGAUGUGGACUCUCCGGCCAAGGCUGGCACUCCCACCAAGGAGGGAGACGGCUCCGACUCGGAAGAAGACGCGCAGACGCGCAAGAACGGACGCCGACCGAAUGACCGCACCCUCGAGCGCCAGCGGAAACGCAAAGAAGAGAAAGAGCGGAAGGAGAAGGCUGCCGAAGCUGCCAAGGUGCCGAAGCAGUCGAAGCAGCUGAUCAAGAACACCAAGGACAUUCAAAAGAAGGAGGAGUUCAUCAAGAAGUGCGAGGACGAGGUUGCUAUUCUCGACAACGACCUUCGAGAAGCGGAUUGCCCGCGCACGCGUGUGUUGGGUCGCGAUCGAUUCUGGAACCGAUACUACUGGUUCGAGCGGAAUGGCAUGCCCUACGGUGGACUGCCCGACAGCUCGACGGCCUCGGCCGACUAUGCUAACGCGUGCAUAUGGGUGCAGGGACCGGAUGACCUCGAGCGCGAGGGCUACAUUGACCUCAGCAAGGAACAUCAGGACGAGUACAAGGCCAAGCACGACAUGACGGUGCCCGAGCGCAAGAAGAUGGAGGAAGGCGCGAUGAGCGUGUUCAAUGCCGGCCAAUGGGGCUACUACGACGACCCCGAGGCCGUCGACAACCUGAUCCGCUGGCUGGACCCACGCGGCUACAACGAGUUGAAGCUGCGCAAGGAGAUUCUCAGCUUCAAGGACAAAAUCGCCAAACACAUGGAGAACCGCAAAGAGUAUCUCGCACCCGCGGAGAAGGAGGAGGAUGAAUCCCAAGGAGCCGAAGCGCGGCGUGCCUCGGCGUGGGAGAACACGGUCGCCAUGGAGGAGCUGGGGCACUUGCACUCGGAGCCGCCCCCGCCGCCGCGGAACAAGAAGCAGGUAAAGAAAAGGCAGGCUGUCGAUCCCACGCCGGAACCGCCGUCGGCUCCCAAGACGAGGCGGAAGAAGUGA